UAAAUUUCUUUACGCAGCAAAUUUUACUCUGGGUUCAAGUAUAAGUUCAAAUAUCCACAAAAAGUGACCAAUUUUUUAGUUUGUUGUAAAAAAGAUUGUUUUCAGGUUUGACAGUUUGAACAAAAUGUGGAUAGAGUUUAUAUUUUCCUUCCUGUUCGCCAUCAUUCUCUUUGUUUCUAUCUGUGGCAAUCUUCUUAUUCUGUGGAUAAUUCUAGGUCAUCGAGGAAUGCGGACAGUACCAAACUUCUUCCUUCUAAAUCUGGCAAUUGCAGAUUUAGGGAUUGCUGUACUGAAUACAAUUCCCUCAUUCUUAUUCAUGAGAGAUGGUGUAUGGGUGUUUGGAAGAACGUACUGCAAGUUUAACACCUUUACUUCCUACCUGACCGUCUCAGCCAGCAUCUUCACCCUCCUAGCUCUAACGGUCAAUAGGCACAAGGCUAUAGUGACACCUCUGAAGGCUAAAGCUACCUGCUGCCAGCUGACCUUCUCGCUAAUUGGUAUUUGGCUGGUCAGUGGUGUUCUCUCUCUACCUGGACUUCUACUUUCAGAUCUACACCGAAUCAGCAGGAGCGAAGAAGCGUAUGUGUGUAUAAUGAUCUGGUGGGACGGAUUUCAAGGACAGUCACAAUUCGACUUUAUAUACAACAUGGUCCUGUUUGUUGUCACCUACGUACUCCCGCUGAUCUUCAUGUGCUUUGCAUACACAAGAAUGUGCCGAGUUCUGAACCAGAAGGUUAUUGGAGAAAGCACUCCUUCUUCUGAAGCAGGCAGACUGAAAAAGAAGCAGGUGAUAAAAAUGUUCUCCUUGGUGGUUGGACUGUUUGCUCUUUGCUGGCUUCCUUACCAUCUUUACUUCCUAAUCAUGUACGCCGCCCCUCAUCUAGCCAAAUCUCCUGUCAUCAGGCCCCUGUACCUCUGUAUUUACUGGCUGGCGAUGUCAAACAGCUGUAUCAAUCCAAUCAUCUACUAUUUCUGGAACCAAAGGUUUCGGAAACAUUUUGACAAUAUCUUCAGACGAAUAAUUCCAGUCUAUGCUAGCUGGAACUCAAACACAG
Messenger RNA from Eurytemora carolleeae, 1055 nucleotides. RefSeq names its product tachykinin-like peptides receptor 86C. Lineage: Eukaryota; Metazoa; Arthropoda; Copepoda; Calanoida; Temoridae. Gene Ontology annotation, molecular function: tachykinin receptor activity; neuropeptide Y receptor activity. The record is from RefSeq and is a predicted model, not a curated record. Gene Ontology annotation, biological process: G protein-coupled receptor signaling pathway. Gene Ontology annotation, cellular component: plasma membrane.